Mycosarcoma maydis (corn smut) is the source of this 219-nucleotide messenger RNA. Its product is annotated as H(+)-transporting V0 sector ATPase subunit e. Gene Ontology annotation, biological process: proton transmembrane transport; vacuolar acidification. Gene Ontology annotation, cellular component: vacuolar proton-transporting V-type ATPase, V0 domain. The record is from RefSeq and is a predicted model, not a curated record. Bases 1 to 219 code for a protein of 72 amino acids. Gene Ontology annotation, molecular function: proton-transporting ATPase activity, rotational mechanism. The transcript is spliced from 3 exons. NCBI's taxonomy places the organism in Eukaryota, Fungi, Basidiomycota, Ustilaginomycetes, Ustilaginales.
AUGUCGGGCUGGACAACUGUUUGGGUGUUUCUCAUCGCUGCGGGUGCAAGCAGCGCCGUCUGGGUUACAGCACCCAAGGGGCCAAAUCAAGUCUUGAUCCGCACAUCGGUGGUGCUGGCAUUGACCUGCAUGUAUCUCAUGUGGUUCAUCAUCUACAUGGCUCAACUACAUCCUAUCGUCAAACCAAAGCGAGGCGAUGUGCGUUUCCUGGAACACUAA